AUGAAUGACGUCAAGAUGCAUCCACCCAGUGUCUCCAUUGUGAUUCCUCCUCCCGCAAUCGACCUGGAUUCCUACGACCUCCUCGAGCAUACUUGUGAGGAGAUUCUGUCGGACGAAGCUAGCUUCGAUAGCAGCUUUGAUGAUUACCCCUGGAAGAGAAUGAUGGAUGGCAGCUGCGAUCCAGUCAAUGCGACUGUUGACAAGAAAAAUCUCAAGAACGACUCAGGCCAUGCAGAAUCCCCCUACUUUGCGCCGCAGAAUCCUUCAAAGAAACGCACGGUCUCGACAAGACAGAUCAUGAGGAUCGACAGUGAGAGCGACGAUAAAGAGACUGGGGACGAAGAAGAGACUGGGGACGAAGAAGAAGCGAAUGUCUCGAAUACCCCAGGCUCUGUUCCCAGCGGGCGCGUCAUCUUCAAUUCCGAACAAGAAGAAAUCGAAGCCUUGGAGAACAAUCGUGACUUGGAUGAGAUGGAAGAAAAUGCCUUUGGUCAGGUCGAUGAAGAGGUUCAAGGGUUGCUGAUUUGUUCCAUCUCUGAACACCCCUUCUUCAAAAGUGAUGCGUAUCCCGUAAACCGGUCGGAGCGACGCGAAUUUGUCAAUCAUAUACGCCAAGCUGCAACAGGUGCCGGGCUCGAUGAAGGCAUCAUGAAGAACAUCAUCGCUUACGUCAAAAAACUGUAUCUAACUGCCAGUGGAUGGGGCCAUGUAUGUGAGAGUGGCUCAGAAUAUGGCGACGAAUUCGAUGAUGAGCCGGCAAAAAUCACGAAAUCGGCAAAGGAAACAAAGAAAGACCGCAAAAGGAAGCGAAAUGACUCAGGAAAAUCGACAGAUCAGCCUUCAAAGAAGACAACAAGCUCUGCGAAUGCAACUAAUUGCCAGGGACUGAAAUCUACAGAUACGAAAGUCCACUCGGAGAAAACAGCGAAACCUGUUUUGGGUCCGGAUUCUUCAAUGGCAUCUGAUCCCCUCAGUAAGACCAAGGAGACAGUCCAUCUGGACUCGAGCGAUAGUGAUGAAUCAGCAUUGUCUACGCCUACAAAGCGACACAACAACCCAGUUGACGGGGAUGGAGGCAAACGCUCUCGCCGGCCCCUGUCGACACUGCACAAGAACCCGACCGUUCCUUCCGAUAGCGAAAAGAAGGCGCGGUUAUCUGAAGCGGGUGCCACGCAGAGGCUUACGAAUGAAGAGCUACCAUCUCAAAAUCUAGACUCACCUCGUCUAGAUGACCCGGCUGUCUCGAAGGAGUCAUCCAAGAAGAAAGCAAAGCCUCGCAAUAAAAGAAAACCACAAAAACCACAAAAGUCACAAAAGUCACGAAAGACUCCCAAAAACUCCAACACUGAUAAGCUGCAAGAGCCGCGGAUGAAAGCUCAGAAGACCAGUCAACCCACCAGGACAGUUGUGCCCAAACAAUCCAAAUCUGUUGCUACGGCGCAAAAGUCAAAAUAUUUCAAGUGCAUGCCGAAGGAAGGCAAAAAUAAGCAAAAACCCAUGUAUAUUGUUACAAAAGAUGGAAUUUCCGACAAGCCCGAACAAGCACUCCCGGAUGCCACUCGGAAGAUUUUGGAAGAGCUACAGUUACCGCUUGACUUUCUCUCAUCUGACUCUACAUUGAGCGACGUGCCUAGCAGCAGUGAUGACUCGACUGGAGAUAGCAACAGCUUGUUGCAAGCUACGGGCCUGUCACCGAUGAAGCCGCCUGUGCACUGCGUUGUUGAGGCACUUACUACUGAAACAAAAAUCAAUGCUGUUGGCAAACCGCCUCGUCUCAAACUCCCCAAAGUGUCACCGUAUUUCUUCAGUCCUCUCUUUGAACCGGAGUCAUGCCUUCCGUUCCCACCAAUCAAAUUACCCUCAUUUGGACUGAUCCAAGAGCAGCUUGCACAUGAUCCGUUCAAACUGCUUGUCGCGACGAUUUUUCUUAAUCGAACUCGAGGUGGCGUCGCUCUUCCGGUUCUCUUUAAAGUAUUUGACUAUUAUCCCACUGUUGAAGCUAUGGCUGCGGCCGACUUGACGGAGCUGGUCUCUAUGAUCCGCUGUCUAGGUUUCCAAAACCAGCGGGCCAAGAAAUGUAUCGGACUCGCCCAGACAUGGCUUGCAUGCCCGCCUACAAAGGAAAAACGGUACCGGAAGCUUCACUAUCCCUGCAGAAUGGAUGGCCGAGACAUUGCUGAAAACGAAUGCAUUGAAGAUGACGAUCCACGUGUGGCUUGGGAAAUUGCACAUCUACCUGGAGUGGGCGCGUACUCCCUUGAUAGUUGGCGCAUCUUUUGUCGUGACGAGCUGCGAGGAGUAGCCAAAGAUUGGAAAGGCAGUGACGCCAUGGAACCAGGUUUCGUUCCGGAGUGGAAAUCAGUUCUUCCGCAGGAUAAAGAAUUGAGGGCAUAUUUGACAUGGAUGUGGCUCAAAGAGGGCUGGGUAUGGGACCGGGAAACGGGGGAACGGACGCGAGGGAGCGAGAAGCUGAUGCAAGCAGCGCGUCGAGGAGGCGUGGCUCAUGAAGAAAAUGGCAACUGGGUUCUCGAGACCUCGCCGGUUAAAAAAGUUGCCAAUGGGUUGACGGACACUACCGACGUCACUUGGGAGCAAGGGGUUUGA
Messenger RNA from Aspergillus affinis, 2604 nucleotides. Its product is annotated as putative pre-mRNA splicing factor. Bases 1 to 2604 code for a protein of 867 amino acids. Gene Ontology annotation, biological process: base-excision repair. Gene Ontology annotation, cellular component: nucleus. The record is from RefSeq and is a predicted model, not a curated record. The transcript has 2 exons. NCBI's taxonomy places the organism in Eukaryota, Fungi, Ascomycota, Eurotiomycetes, Eurotiales, Aspergillaceae. Gene Ontology annotation, molecular function: DNA binding; catalytic activity.